Messenger RNA from Bradysia coprophila, 1418 nucleotides. RefSeq lists its product as uncharacterized. NCBI's taxonomy places the organism in Eukaryota, Metazoa, Arthropoda, Insecta, Diptera, Sciaridae. The record is from RefSeq and is a predicted model, not a curated record.
GUAUGUUCAUUAUACCUUCUAAAGGGAUCAAUAAGUAAACCGUGCAACUCUGCUGAGGUCCUCGUUUCAAGUAGAAGUGCUAUCGAGUAUUCGAGUAGUUUUUGUCGUACCACUGUGAUAAAUUACAGGAGCAAGGCUUUGGUCGGAAGACGUUUGAGCUGAUUUCCACAUGUGUUCCAUUUUACAGUAAGCUGCCAGUCGAUGAAGCAAAGCGAAUGGACGAAAACAGUCUAUGGAAUUUUUUUGCGAGAGAGAUUAUCACAAGUGAAAGCAAAUCCUACAUUUGCACGAAAUAUGUUGGUUUUAUUGGAUGUACAGAAUAUCUAGGAAUUUCUGAUAACAGUUACACUCAUGAAAAUAUUAAAGCGAAAACGGUGGCUAAUGCUGCGUUGGGUGGCGGCGACUUAGCCCUAUUCGGAACUGGAUGUCUUUAUACCUGGCCAAAAUCUAUCACUGAAGUAAUGCAUUGUUUUGAAAACGCGCAGAUCGUUGACGUAAGAAACUUUUUGGAUGAUAGUAACAGUAGAAAAACGUUUGGUGGUUGCUUUGCUACAACCUUGGGAUCGGUGUGUCAUGAAAUCGGUCACAUUUUUGACUUAGGACACACACAGAGUGGAAUUAUGGGAAACGGUUUCGAUUUCGUUAACAGAGUCUUUACGGUCACGAAUCAAACUCAAGAGCUACCGAAACGUGUAACAAGUAAAGUGGAGUUGAAUGUAAACGUGAAUAGCGAUCCAAGACUGACAAAGUUGAGGUACACCAAUAGAUAUUUAGACCUUUUUCAUUAUCAAAAGGGAAAUGAUUUAACUUAUUUUGAACGUAAUUCAGCUAUCAUCUUAGCAUACCAUAAAUGGUUUAAUCAGUACACUGACAUAUCUUCCGGUGAAGUUAUUUGCAUUAAAAAUGGUAAGACACGUGUGAUUACUUCUAAACAGUAUCCACUUCGUUUGGUAGAGUUUCGAGAUAAAGAAAGUGCAUUGAUGAUAUCGAAUUAUUCGUUCUUGGGCGAAUCUAUUCUAGACUUUAACAUUCCAGAAACAAUAGUUGAUGUCAGUUGUGAUGUAUUUGUUAUCGAUGAUAUUGGUAAUAUAUUCAAAUUUUGAAUUAAGGAACUAUCGAUUAGUUACAUAUUGUUAAGUUAUUUUUUGUGCAUCGAACAACUGAAAUACGACAUAUUUUACCAUGAUUUUUCGUUGAGAAAAAAUGGACUGGUACUGAACGAAAUUGGUUUUGUCACUUAACUUAGACCUAUGUCUAAGGAAAUGGGUUUUUUCAGCACAUGUUCAAAUUUUCCUCGCUGCGCUCGUAAAUAAAACUUAGGACUGGUGCUGAAAAAAUCGUCAUUUCUUGACUUGGUACACAAAAUACUAUUGUAAAUGUAAACAGUGAUAUGAUAAAAUAAAGAUAAUACUAAGGUA